Molecule: messenger RNA, 1638 nt
Organism: Diutina rugosa
Lineage: Eukaryota; Fungi; Ascomycota; Pichiomycetes; Serinales; Debaryomycetaceae
Exons: 1
Coding region: 1-1638 (545 amino acids)
Biological process (GO): cytoplasmic stress granule assembly
Cellular component (GO): cytoplasmic stress granule
Molecular function (GO): RNA binding
Source: RefSeq, a predicted model, not a curated record
AUGAAGGGGAGAAGUCCGCAAAAGGCUCCGACCAAGUUCAAGACUGACCUGGACAUCAGCAAGGGCACCUACCGCGAGCGCGAGUUAGAGCGGUGGGUGCCCGACGCCGACGCCCCGCCGCCCACCACCAUGGAGCCGCUGGCGGGCGCCUGGGACCAGUUCAAAGUCAACGAGGAGAAGUUCGGCGUGGUGCUGACGUUCGACGAACACUUGUACACGACGAGAAUCGACAAGCUGGCGCCGGACUACGCGGCCAAAGCUAAACGCGCCGACGCCAUUGCCCGCGAGAUUGAAGGGCUGACGCUGGGCGACCGCCACGUGUUAGAAGAGCGGGGCAUUGUCGUCGAUGACCUGGGCGCCGACGAAGAAGACAAGUAUCUGGGGGUAGACCGUCGCGGCGACGAGCUUAUGGCCGCACUCCGCGGCGGACCCGCCACUGGUAGCAACCCCACGCCGCUGAAUUCAACGAAGCCAGGGCGCUACGCCACCCCUAGACAACGGGCGGCGGAGUACCAUAACGACCCUGCCAUUGUCCUGAGUUCAGCCACGGUGAAGAAGCGCGACCAGACGCCGGCGCAAAAGACCCCCACUCCGCAAGCGCUGCCAGCGCCGCUGUCAGCGAAACCGCACCCGCUGCAGUCACCGCCGGCACCCAAAACCGAAGAACAAUUCCGCCUCAAUGCUCAGCUGGAGAUCAACUCGUUGCGUGAGUUUUCGGCGAACUUCAAAAUUCCUCAUAAAAUGCCCAAUGACUUACUCCCUAUACUCGCCAAGGAUAAACUGAAGCAAGAGGAAAUCAUGAAGAAGCAAAAGGAUAGCCCCAAGAAGACGUCGAAGGCGUUCAAUCCUAAGGCGGCCGCAUUCACGCCGCUGUUUGUACCUAAACUGGCCAACCUGCCGGGGGCUCCCCCGGCGCUGGCGCCGGCGCCGCUGAAACAGUAUCACCGGCCGCAACAAAUGCAGCCUCAGCAAAGAAACCAACAGCGUCAAUAUAAUCAAGGACAACACCACGGACUGCAUCCCAAUGGUCAGGGUUCUAAACGUCACCACCAAAUCCUGGCGGCAGAGUUCUUUGGCGACGCGCUGAGGGUGCCGACGAAACAAUCACAACAACGGAAAAUCCAUGAGUUCAAGAACUCGUUUUCGUUGUUUAUCACUGCUCGCGAGCGGGCGGAAGAGGGUGCUGCUCCCAUUUACGAGCGUACUUUCCAGACUCCGCCGACGUGGGACCAAACUAUCGAUCAGCCGUAUGAUCAGAUCUUCCCUCCCGCCCUUGUGGGUAAGAUGCCGCCUCAAGCAGCACCGGGGAUGAUUCCUGGACAGCCGUUUGUGCCUCAAGGUCUUCCCGUGCCCUACCCGGGUAAGUACCCGAUGUCACCUGCUCAGCAUCCCCAAGCGGCGGCGGCGGCGAUGGCGCAGUUCCACCAGCAGCAACAGCAAUAUCAUGUGGCGAUGAUGUACCAACAACAGUUUCCCCCGGGGGGAGCGCCCAUGCCUAUGUACGGGGCCGAGCCUCCGUACAUGACCCCCCAGUUUAUCCCGCCGCCCCAGGGAUACUCCGGCCAAGGGUCGGGGCAGGGCAAUGGAGGCAUGUACCAAGGGGGCAGACGGUACCUGAAGAAUCGGCCUAACCACUAA